AUGUCCAUCUCCCGUCCAGCAGUAUUAAUCUCUGGUGCAGCCCAAGGUAUCGGCCGUGCCAUUGCAGUCCAGCUCGCCACCGACGGCAUGAACGUUGCCAUUGCGGACUUGCCUUUCCAAGAAGCAAAAGCCCUUGAGCUCAAACUGGAGCUCGAGUCAAAGUAUGGUGUCCAUGCAAUCUGGGUUGAGUUGGACGUUGCGUCCAGAGAGCAGACAAAAGCGGCCAUUGAGGCCACCGAACGGGCAUUUGGUCGGUUCGACAUUAUCGUCAACAACGCAGGGAUUGCCCAGGUCGAUUCUGUGGUGAAUCACACCGAAGAAGCCGCCAGAAAGAUCUACGAUAUCAACGUCUUGGGGACGUUGUGGGGUAUCCAGGAGGCCGCCAAGAAGUUCAAGGCGAAUAAGACUCCGGGAAAGAUCAUCUGUGCGUGUUCUAUUGCUUCCCACAAGGGUAUGCCAUACUUGGGGGUCUACUCGUCCACCAAGUUUGCCGUCAAGGGUUUGGUUCAGGCUGCGGCGCAGGAAUUAGCCACGGAUAAGAUCACCGUGAAUGGAUAUUGCCCGGGGAUUGUGUUAACCCCAAUGUGGGACUUGAUUGACCGCAAGAUCUGCGAGGCCAGCGGCGAGCCGGUCGGGACGGCUUUGAAAAAGAGUAUCGAAGGGAUUGCCUUAGGAAGAGGUCAGGAGCCGGAAGAUGUGGCUGGAUUGGUAUCUUUCUUGGCCAGUGACAAGAGCAAUUAUAUAACUGGACAGGCCAUCGUCUCUGACGGGGGCAUUGUUUACCCAUAA
Molecule: messenger RNA, 789 nt
Organism: Babjeviella inositovora NRRL Y-12698
Lineage: Eukaryota; Fungi; Ascomycota; Pichiomycetes; Serinales
Exons: 1
Coding region: 1-789 (262 amino acids)
Biological process (GO): acetoin catabolic process
Molecular function (GO): acetoin dehydrogenase (NAD+) activity
Source: RefSeq, a predicted model, not a curated record